Messenger RNA from Cherax quadricarinatus, 1388 nucleotides. The record is from RefSeq and is a predicted model, not a curated record. Lineage: Eukaryota; Metazoa; Arthropoda; Malacostraca; Decapoda; Parastacidae.
AUGGCUUCAUUGUGUUUCCUCACCCCUGUUCUCAUGGUCCUCCUGGUGGGUGUUGUGACGCCACAGGAAGAGGAGCAACGUCCUCUAAGGUCAAAUUGUGUCAAUGAAGGAAGGUUCCACAUUCCAAAGGGCUGCGGAGGCUUCGUGGAUUGUCUACCUGACGGAGAAGGAUUGAGGGCUCGUGAAGGAUCCUGCAGGGGCCGCGCCUACCAUCCCACCCUCAGGAAGUGUGUCACCUUGAAUAAAGUUGAUGGAUGUAAGCCUCGUGCCGCCAGAGCUCUCGCCAACGAUCCCAAGUUGGACUAUGUUUGUGAAAACUCCACAAGUGACUUCAUGUGUGCCGACUGCAAGACACUAGUCCUCUGUGUCAACGGUACAGCAUAUCCAGAGACUUGCGGUUCUGGCGACUUGUGUAAUAUCGAUAAUGACCAUUUUGGAGGUGGUGUGUGCUACCCUAACCAACCUUCAGAUUGUUCUUGCGAUGCACCCAACCAGUUCAAGGAAGAUUCUUACAAUGAAGCUCGCUUCUUAUUCUGCGAGGCCACAGGUUCGGACCCACAAAUCUUCCAGUGCCCUGAUGACCAUGUUUUCGAUUCCACAAUGAACCAGUGUAUACAUUACAACGGUCUACCGGAGUGCACCAGCAUUGGUGUCUUUGCAAAUUCCAGAAACUGCUCCCAGUUCUACAACUGCAUUCCCACAAUUGACGGCUGGGUACAGAAACCCUUCUCGUGUAACAAUGAGACUCAUAAGCAUUUAAUGUAUAACGAGGCAGCUGGUAGCUGUGAGGACCCAUGCACCUGGGGCAACGGAAAUUUUAAAUGCGAGGAAGAAGGUCGCUUUGCCGACCCUCUCAACUGCCAACGAUACUACGAGUGUGUGAAAGACACAAGUGAGGCAUCAGAUUUCCGCCAGGCUCUACACGAGUGUCCAGAGGGCUACGAGUGGGACCAAUCAGCGAGAAAUUCUUACGGUCAUUGUGUGCUAGAGGGCAAUAGCUUAAACCCGUGUGUCCCUGCUGUUGCCAACAAGUGCAGUGUGGAUAGGAGUCAGUGUCCCAGCACCACUGAAGAGCCCGAUGAUACCACUGACCAACCAACCACUCACCAGCAUGAAUAAGACCUGGACAAAGACCAGUCUAAUGCCUUCAUGACCUGACCUUCACUCACUCCUAGCAGAACGUUCGUUUUUGUUAUGUAGAAUUGUAGUUCUUUGUUGUCUAUUUAUUCAUUGUUGGCUGAAAUAUAUCACAAUCACCUCGUGCAAAAAUUGUUUUACGCACCUUGAGGUCUACCUAGUGUCCCUGACCUAUUUUAUAUACACCUAUUUUAUAUAUACCUAUUUUAUAUACACCCCACAUUACUGACAAUCCUGGGAAUAAAGAUAAA